AUGCAUAUGUGUGAGUGUAUAUGUUUAUUGGACUUUCCUUCUUUCUUUCCUUUGACAUUGUCACAUGCAUAUGUGGUGUGGGUGUUGUCCUUUCCUUCUUUCUUUCCCUUUGAUAUUGUCACAUGCAUAUGUGUGUGGGUGUUUAUUGGCCUUUCCUUCUUUUUUCCCUUUGAUAUUGUCACAUGCAUAUGUGUGAGUGUGGGUGUUUAUUGGCCUUUCCUUCUUUCUUUUCCCUUUGACAUUGUCACAUGCAUAUGUGUGAGUGUGGGUGUUUAUUGGCCUUUCCUUCUUUCUUUUCCCUUUGACAUUGUCACAUGCAUAUGUGUGAGUGUGGGUGUUUAUAUUCUUUCUUUUCCUAUGACUUGUCUUGUGUUUUUAUAUGUUUGUGAUUGCCUUUCCUUCUUUCUUUCCCUUUAUAUGUCAUGCAUAUGUGUGAAUGUGGGUGUUUAUAUAUAUUUCCUUUAUUCUUUUCCUUUGACAUUGUCACAUGCAUAUGUGUGA
Acanthosepion pharaonis is the source of this 501-nucleotide messenger RNA. Lineage: Eukaryota; Metazoa; Mollusca; Cephalopoda; Sepiida; Sepiidae. The record is from the annotation of a GenBank genome assembly.